This is a messenger RNA of Bursaphelenchus xylophilus (pine wood nematode), 1915 nucleotides long. Lineage: Eukaryota; Metazoa; Nematoda; Chromadorea; Rhabditida; Aphelenchoididae. The record is from the annotation of a GenBank genome assembly.
AUGAUUCCAACCAAAUGUAAGUCCCAGUUUUUCAAUCAAUAACUUCUUAGGUCUUAUUUUUGUAAUUGUCAUCUACGUAUCCGAAUCAAGCAGAUAUGCUGACCAAUUGUAUGAAGAUCUUCUCUACUUCUACAACAGAAGUGUUCGACCGGUCAGAAAUACCACCGAACCCUUGAGAGUUAAAUUUGGAGCGUCUUUGAUAAGGAUAAUUGAUGUGGUAGGUCUACAGUAAGAGUUAGUUUUGUAGUUUAGGACGAAGUAAACCAGGUCCUAACUACCAGCCUAUGGCUUGAAAUGCAAUGGUAUGAUUACAAAUUGCUGUGGGACCCAGAAAAGUUCGGAGGAAUCAAGAAAGUACACAUUCCGUCGGAUCAGAUUUGGAUUCCAGACAUCUUACUGUAUAAUAAUGCUGAUGGAGAACCCCAUAUUUCUGUAACCAGUGACGCCAUUGUUUAUUACACAGGACUGGUUGUAUGGAAGCCGCCCAGUAUCUACAAAUCCUUUUGUCCCAUUGAUAUUGAAUACUUUCCUUAUGAUCAGCAACAUUGUGAGAUGAAAUUUGGAGGUUGGUCAUACCACGGGUUUUUGAUGGACGUCAUCCAACUGACGGUAAGGGCCAUUUUUCAAUUUGAAUGAUUGUGCUUUAGGAACAUCCGGAGGACAUUCGGAACCAGUUAGACCGAAAAGGAAAACAUUCACAGUUCCUGGAGCAGGGAAUGGACUUAUCAUCGUAUUAUCCGUGAGUCAUCUCAUGUACAUAUAAGUUUGAAAUAAAUUUAUAGGAGUAAUGAAUGGGACCUGCUGGAAGUGUCCAGUGCACGCCAUGAAGAGCUUUAUCCUGGUUGCUGUGGCCCUGACUAUUAUAUCGACAUUACAUUUCAUAUAACCAUCAGACGAAAGACUUUAUUUUAUACAGUGAACCUGGUUUUACCGUGCGCCAUGAUCGGUAAGGGGGUACGGAGACUGAAUCGCAAAAUUACGGGCUUUUUAUUUUCCUGAUUACAUAAUUACAGCGUUCUUGACAAUCUUCGUAUUCUAUAUCCCAGCAAUUGAACACAAAAUUACGCAUUCGAUCUCCGUCCUGGUUACCUUGACUGUCUUUUAUCUUGUUUUAAUCGAGUUAAUCCCACCUACCUCUUUGGUGAUUCCAUUGAUCGGGCAAUAUAUACUGUUCACCAUGUUUCUGGUUUCUUUCUCGAUUAUUUUGUCGGUAGUAACAGUUAACUGGUAUCGUCGAGACGGCACACUACAUACAAUGCCUCCAUGGCUGUACGUCGUCUUCGUCAGAUAUCUCCCAUGGAUGUUGAGAAUGGAAAAACCGGAGGAAGAUGAAGUCCAUAGUGAAGAAGGAAGUUUGAGUGAGGUCUCCAUAUCAGGUAAGUCGAGUCCAGUUAUGUUUACAUAAAUUUUUUAGUACAUUAUUUUUAUACUAAUUUUCAGAUUUGUUUAACGCCGAGAGUCCGGAUAGUCCGUUCUUUGAGAAUGUAACUCAAAUGGCUGAGACUGAGCUACGUCUGUCCCAACUCGCCCAACUAAGAGGAAUGCAUCCAGAUACCAUAAGGCGGAUGAUUGACAAUGUCAAUUUCAUCGCGAAUUAUUACAAAGACAAACAGAAAAGGGAUAAGGUAUGCGAUGACUUUACUGUAAAUUGAUUCUGUGCAAUUUCUUUUACGGAUAAUUGCAGAUCAGCGAUCUCUGGUCAUUUGUGGCCAUGGUAAUGGACAACCUGAUGCUUUACAUAUUCACUUUUGUUUUCGUUUUGGGGACCUUGCUGAUCAUUGCCAGAUCCCCGUAUUUAGCCGAAUCAAUUUCGCCAUUAGGCGUCCAGCUCGCAACCAAACCUCUCAGCGCCGAUACUAUCGAAUUCGCCCUGAAGGACAGCAAUUUCACAUAUUCCAAUUUUAAUUUCCAGUAA